ACGUAGAUCGACUGUUGAGAAGCUUUGUUUUGGCAUAAGAAGCUAGCAAGCUAUUGACUGCAAUGUUAACAAACUCACCGGCCAACUAGCUAACGUUAAAAUAGCCACAGUUUUCGGUUAAUUUUUUAAAUAUUUUUUUAGCUGCAUUGGGAAUGAAAAAAAUAUCGUACUGUAUGAAGAUAGUCAGAAACUGCUUAGCCAAUAGAAAUCACGGUUGUAGGCGAUGAUUGCCAGCUGCUCAUGCGCAGUUUACGUCAUCGUGUCUAACGGUCGUCUCGUGCCGAAUUUCCAAGUGCAGGCCGUCAAAUUGAAGGCACACCUUCGAUAUAGUGUUUUUUUUUUUACGAAAUGGAAAACUUGUCAGUUUGUCACUUUCAGGAAGGUGGAGUAAUCACAUGUUCAAAUUCUUAAAACAUUGUCUCGAAUAUAGGUUCCUGUAGAUUUUGAGAAAAUGACCAACUAAGGAAUUAUUUUUUACUUCUCACAUUGAUUUCUUAACUCUCCAAACCCCGGCCUGGUCUGUUUGGUCUGUUUCGCAAGCGUUCCCGGAAGUCUCGCGAUGUUGCGACUCUGUUUUUAGAAACUCUGGAUUUAGUUUUUACCGUUGUGUUACUUUACUUACUGUUCAUCUAUCAUAACUGGUAACAUAUCUAUAUUCUGUUUGGAGAAACAGUAGCUGCUGUGCUGGUGGUAGCUUGCUAUGCAGCCAACCAACCAACAUUAUUAAUGUUGCAUUAGCUAAACAUAGAGGCUGUGCUAGUUAGCCAGCUAACUAGUUAGCCUUCACAGAUUCUGCAACGUUUGUUGUGAUUCCUAGUGAGUUGACGGACUAACAGCUCAGUUAACUAAUAGACGCACGCACUUUUGUUGCGAUGUUGGUUGCUAGCUUCAACAAGUCAUUCAACCAAAUAGGUUUAUAUAAUCUAUUUAGGUUUAUGACGACUUCAUGAAUGGAAACUGAUGAAACCGAGAUGAUAAUUCUCACCCCAACCCUAAUAGGACAUCUCACUUAAAAGCUAAUUUUGGGGAUCUCUCAAGGUGUAAUCCAUGCUGUCAGAUGAGCUUGACUCCAAACCUGAGCUGCUGGUUCAGUUUGUCCAGAACGCAUCCAUACCUCUGGGGCAGGGUCUGGAGGACUCGGAGCCCAAACACAUCUGCCUUCCCCUGCUGGCUCCCGCAGACAGCUCCCUGUGCACACGGCUGGGUCUGACAGAGGGUAGUCUCAGCCAUGUGUCAGCAAGGUCUCCAUCCCGUUCAGAGUUUGGGGGUGCAGAGCGGAGCCCCAUGGUGGUGCACCACCACCCCCGCAGCCCUCACAUGCCCCCCAGCCCCCCUCCCGUCCUCCAUGACCUGCAACGGUCAGAGAGCACCUCCUAUGUCCUUCUGAACCUCGCCAAAGGUCUAGCAGCCUCCUCUGAGCCCCUAAUCUUCUCAGCAGAUGGUGCAGAGGAAGAGGAAGAAGAGGUGAUCUCGUCCGGGGAUUGUGGCGUGGAUGGCACUGCCCCCUGGUACCUGAGGGUACAGGAGCUGGCGCACGACAGCCUCAUCGCAGCCACGCGGGCACAGCUGGCUAAAGAUGCCAAGGCUAGCCAGGACGCUAGGGCUGGGAAUGGCACCAACAGUGACCACCUGCCCAGCUUCCUAUCGGAGGGGGCGAAGAGAGAACAGCCGGCGAGGCCCAAUCGUACACUGUCGUCUAAACAGAUCCUCCGCUGCUCCUUUGAGGGCUGCUACAGAACCUUCACCUGGCCUGCUCACCUCAAAUACCACCUCAAAACACACAGGAACGACCGCACGUUCCGGUGUGGGGCAGAGGGCUGUGGGAAGAGUUUCUACGUGCUGCAGCGUCUGCAGGUCCACAUGAGAACUCACAAUGGCGACAAGCCCUUCAUCUGCAAAGAGAAAAACUGUGGCAAGAAGUUCACCACCGCAGGAAACCUCAAGAACCACAAACGCACACACACAGGGGAGAAGCCCUUCUUGUGUGAAGCAGAUGGUUGUGGUCGGUCCUUCGCUGAGUACUCCAGUCUACGCAAACACAUGCUCGUACACUCAGGAGAAAAGCCCCACCAGUGUGGGAUCUGUGGGAAGACGUUCUCUCAGAGCGGUAGCAGGAAUGUUCACAUGAGGAAGAGACAUGGAGAGGAGGCUCAGGGGAACGAGGGCAGAGAAACGGGAGAGGCUUUGACACACAGCAGUUUACUGGAGGCCGACGGGUCGCCCGUCGACACCAUGGUCACCAUGACUACAGGGGUUGAUCCAAUUAACGUCCACCAUGCCAUGCUGCGAGCCCAAGGCUCGGCAGACUCGGUGGUUGUUCUCUCUCAACCCCAUGACCUGGUCACCAUGACAACAGCAAGCCACACAUACCCAGAGGAUGUGGUGGCCCUAUUGUAGUCAAGUCUGUUGGGCAAAUCUCAGGCAUUUGAGGCAAAGCUCUCUGUACAUAGAUGCAUCCUUCACUUUUAGCCCUGUAGAUAUCUGUAAUUAGCUACUAAGGGUUUUAUUUUGAGAAAGACAGUAUGAAAUGUUCUAGAACUUGUACAAAGAUGUUUUCUGUAGUUUAUAAAUACAAAUAACUAUCAGGUGACUUCCAAAGAAAUAAGACAGAUAUACAAAUCGUGAGUUUUAUUAAAAGAAAGUACAUGUUGCUACCUGGAUUUGUCAUUGUGAAACGUACUAAAUCAACUGUGUAAGCUCAACAUGCAGUGUUUGGUAAAACAAUAUUAAGGCUGUUGCUUUUAGUUUAAUUCACAAAUGAAUAAAGUCGAUAGCUGACGUAAGACUAUUUGAAAAGGACAUUAAAUGUGCUCCACAGCAAUGUGCUCCGUCCUCCAUCAUUAGUAGAAAGGAAACGUUGAAAUCAGUUCCAAACUCCCAAGCUGCUAUUGGAACUAAAGCACAGUAAGAUUUGAUGCACAGAGGGCUGCAUGUAGAACAAUUGAACACACUUUUUUUGCAAAGCACACACUCAUACCAGUUUAUUUUUUUAAUGAAAAUAAAGAUCACACCCAAGUGAUAUUAAACAGACGGUCAAAAUAUCCACCUUUUAUACAGUAACACAACUAAGUGGCGUUUCAGUCAGCGACAGCCCCCAGUGCUUUAAUAGAGAUGUAAAUAAUAUGAGACCACUGUGCUAUAGCAACCAAUCACAUGAAAACAACAGACCUACUGAACUAUAGGACCAACCAUUUAGGUGUUGGGUAACAAAAAUAGUUGUAACAAUUGUAAUGUUAUCUCAGAAAUGUCAAAUCUUGAUAGUCAAAUAGUAAGUCAAAGAUGCAAGGCAUAUUUUUAAGACAUUAGAAUUCACAAUAAGGCAGGGUCAAAGGCUGUUUAAAACAACAAUAGUUCCUCAGUCCAUUUAUUUUUGAGCACCAUCUAAUCCAGUGGUUUUCCCCUCCUGCCCACCCAGACCCGUGGCUCCUUGUCUAUCUGUGGAUCUUUAGGUUCUGGAAGUGGUUGAACGUGGCACCUAAAGCCCAGCUUGUCUCCACGUUGUUGACUUUCUUAGUCAGCUAGGGAAGAGAGACAACCCACACCAAAUCACUCAACAUGUCUUUUUGUAUUUAUUUAAAUAAAUAAAACAUUUGAACUGA
This is a messenger RNA of Oncorhynchus keta (chum salmon), 3599 nucleotides long. Its product is annotated as zinc finger protein 410-like. The record is from RefSeq and is a predicted model, not a curated record. The transcript is spliced from 11 exons. Gene Ontology annotation, cellular component: transcription regulator complex; PcG protein complex. NCBI's taxonomy places the organism in Eukaryota, Metazoa, Chordata, Actinopteri, Salmoniformes, Salmonidae. Gene Ontology annotation, molecular function: DNA-binding transcription factor activity, RNA polymerase II-specific; RNA polymerase II cis-regulatory region sequence-specific DNA binding. Bases 1048 to 2397 code for a protein of 449 amino acids. Gene Ontology annotation, biological process: regulation of transcription by RNA polymerase II.